This is a messenger RNA of Juglans regia (Persian walnut), 1100 nucleotides long. RefSeq names its product ras-related protein RABE1c-like. The transcript is spliced from 9 exons. Gene Ontology annotation, molecular function: GTPase activity; GTP binding. Bases 260 to 910 code for a protein of 216 amino acids. Lineage: Eukaryota; Viridiplantae; Streptophyta; Magnoliopsida; Fagales; Juglandaceae. Gene Ontology annotation, cellular component: plasma membrane. Gene Ontology annotation, biological process: regulation of exocytosis; protein secretion. The record is from RefSeq and is a predicted model, not a curated record.
UACCGCAAAGCACCAUAAUCGUACGGCUACGUGUCCUCUCCCACACCUUGAAAUACCGAAACGCACCCGUCUCGCCAAACUUUUCUCUCUCCGAUAUUUGUUUUCUGUUUUUGUUUUUCUUCAACGGCCGACCGGUGCUAAGGUACCAAGCAGAGGCGUUUCCCUCCUCUUUUCUCUCGUUUUCUUGGAUCUCACUCUUCCUCUUCCCCUUCCUCCCGAUCGAUCUGGGUUUGCUUCUCGACUUUGGUGGUAAUUUUCAAUGGCUGCUCCACCUGCUAGAGCUCGGGCUGAUUAUGAUUACCUCAUAAAGCUCCUCCUGAUUGGCGACAGCGGUGUGGGUAAGAGUUGCCUUCUUUUGCGUUUCUCGGAUGGAUCGUUUACUACCAGUUUUAUUACAACAAUUGGAAUUGAUUUUAAGAUAAGGACAAUAGAGCUUGAUGGCAAACGGAUUAAACUUCAAAUUUGGGAUACUGCUGGUCAAGAGCGUUUUCGAACGAUUACAACUGCUUACUAUCGCGGAGCCAUGGGUAUUUUGCUAGUUUAUGAUGUCACUGAUGAGUCAUCUUUUAACAACAUUAGGAAUUGGAUUCGUAACAUUGAACAGCAUGCUUCUGACAAUGUGAACAAGAUACUGAUUGGUAACAAGGCUGACAUGGAUGAAAGCAAAAGGGCUGUUCCUACCUCAAAGGGCCAAGCUCUCGCUGAUGAAUAUGGCAUCAAGUUCUUUGAGACGAGUGCAAAGACAAAUUUGAACGUGGAAGAGGUUUUCUUUUCAAUAGCUAGGGAUAUUAAGCAAAGAUUGGCUGAUACUGACUCAAGGGCUGAGCCACAGACAAUUAAGAUUAACCAACCAGACGCCUCAGCAGGGGCUGCUCAGGCUGCCCAAAAAUCAGCUUGCUGUGGAUCUUAAACGUAUCGUGUUCAAAUGGGGAUCACAAGUAUACAUUUAAGACAACCAAUUUGGUGGGAAAAACUUAAUUUUGCUAUGACUGUCUUUGGUGCCUGUAUUGCUCUAUUUAUUUCAUGAUCACUGAGUUGGGCGUGAAUGGUAGAUCCAUGACUUUCCCGAAAUCAAUUAUAUAAUAGUUCAUUUAUCAUUA